Molecule: messenger RNA, 681 nt
Organism: Dioscorea cayenensis subsp. rotundata (Guinea yam)
Lineage: Eukaryota; Viridiplantae; Streptophyta; Magnoliopsida; Dioscoreales; Dioscoreaceae
Product: insulin-degrading enzyme-like 1, peroxisomal
Exons: 6
Coding region: 1-681 (226 amino acids)
Biological process (GO): peptide catabolic process
Cellular component (GO): mitochondrion; cytosol
Molecular function (GO): metal ion binding; metalloendopeptidase activity
Source: RefSeq, a predicted model, not a curated record
AUGAAAAUAUUAAUUAGCUCUUCAAACGGUGAUCACAUUAUGAUUCAUCAAGAUAAUAUCAAAUUAAAUUUAAAGCUUCAGCUGUUUGCUCAUAUUGCAAAACAACCAGCUUUCCAUCAGUUUCGGUCAGUUGAACAACUUGGCUACAUAACUGCGCUCAAGCAAAGAAAUGAUUCAGGGGUUUGGGGAAUUCAGUUCGUCAUCCAAUCCACAGUGAAAGACCCCGCACAGCUUGAUGGUAGGGUUGAAGGUUUUCUGAAGAUGUUUGAAGAUAAACUUUAUGAAAUGACUGAUGAUCAAUUUAAGAGCAAUGUCAAUGCACUGAUUGAUAUGAAGCUGGAGAAAUAUAAGAACUUGAGGGAAGAAUCUACUGUCUACUGCAGAGAAAUUUCUGAUGGUACUCUGAGGUUUGAUCGGCAGGAGUCCGAGGUGGCAGCCCUAAGGGAACUGACAAAGCAAGAACUGUUUGAGUUCUUCAAUUCAUACAUCAAAGUCGAUGCCCCACAGAGAAAGACUCUCAGUAUUCAAGUCUAUGGGUGUCUGCAUUCUGCUGAGUUCCAAAGUUCGAUUCAUGAAUCAAGUUCACUUCAAAACUGUCAAAUUAGAGACAUAUUCAGCUUCAAAAGGUCGAGGCCUUUUUAUGGUUCCUUUAGAGGCGGCUUAGGCCAGAUGAAACUGUGA